Rotaria sp. Silwood2 is the source of this 219-nucleotide messenger RNA. Lineage: Eukaryota; Metazoa; Rotifera; Eurotatoria; Philodinida; Philodinidae. The record is from the annotation of a GenBank genome assembly.
AUGUAUUUAGGCACCGCGCUUGUUUAUCAAGCCGCAAAAGAUGAACCAUCUAUUAAAAUUUCAAGAUUAGGUCCAAACGAUUAUUUCAGUGCUAAAAGCUUAUUAUUUAAUCAAGCAAAUGGUGCAUCAGUUAAAGCACAUGGAUCAUCAACAUGCGUUAAAAUGGCUCAAGAAGAUUUUGAAUCUGAAGUGGCAUCGGUACUUAUUUUUGUAAAAUAA